Drosophila teissieri is the source of this 483-nucleotide messenger RNA. RefSeq lists its product as uncharacterized. Lineage: Eukaryota; Metazoa; Arthropoda; Insecta; Diptera; Drosophilidae. The transcript has a single exon. The coding region runs from base 89 to 289 and encodes 66 amino acids. The record is from RefSeq and is a predicted model, not a curated record.
UGUCACUUUGCCGGCACCUUAUAUGUUUAAAUUGUAAAGCAAGUUUGAGUGAGGUCUCCCCUGGCAAACCUCCCCUAAGAUCAGCGGCAUGCCAACAUCUUCGUCCUGGACUCGCACCUACCUCAACUGGAAGCGGGUGCUGUUGCUCUCGCUGAAGUGCGUAUACGUAAUGCUGGUGGUGAAGUUCAGUCAGAGGUGCCUGGAGAUGGCCUUUAAGAGCCAGUUGGCCCAGAGGCAGACGAAAAAAGCACAAGUGGGAUCGCGGAGCCGAGGAGAAGCACUCACUUGAUGGUCACAUGACGAUUCCUACAUGUCGCAUUUGUAGAAGCUGAGAGGAAACCGAUGAAUAAACAACAGUUGGCGAAUGUCUGUGCGCUGUCUUAAUACGUUUUUAUUAGCCAAGAGAUUCGCGUCAAGCUGUCGGCUAGAGUAAUUAGACUCCAUUAGUGGGCUGGCAGACGUCGUCGCGUUCCACCCGAAAGC